CGUCAGCAAAGCCAGGCUAGCAACCACUACAUCCACCGUUGCGUUAGACCAGGCAGAGCAUCUCGACGGAGCCGCGGCGUUGGUCGCGCGUGCAGCAUAGAGGUGAGCCCAAGGGUAGCUUGCAAUCCACUGCUGCCUCCAAAGAUGUGGCUACAAGCCAUCUCGUUAUCACUGCUAGCCGUGUCAAGCCAUGCGCUCACGACGACGGCAGCACAGAGACCGGUGCAAGCCCUACAAAGGUUCCUCGACGACGUAACGACAACGAGCGCCGCGCGCGUCGCGACGGAAGACGGCCAGCUCCACCUCCAACUAACAAAGAAUAUCAGGAGGGGCGACUGCGUCCUCGAGGUGCCCUUGGACGCGUGCGUCACCAUUGAUCGGGCGCGGGCCAUGCCAUGGUUACAAACCGCGGAGGACAAUGCGGGAGAACCGUGGGACCCCUGGUGCGGAGAUGCGUCGUUGCUAGCAGCGUGCUUGCUCCGGGAUGACCUACCGCGGGAGUGGAUCGAAUCGUUACCCCAAGACCUGUGGCUGCCUUUACUUGAUACAAAUGAGCCACCGAGUUGUUCCGCGCGGGACCUAGGGGCGCUCAGAGAAAAUGCGGUUGAUGAUAUGCAGUGGUUAGUAGACAACACGGGCGAAAACUGGGACGACUUCCUACUCGCGCUGGCCUGGGUCAUAUCGAGGAGUGUCGAGGUGCCCGACGUCGGUCUAUGUCUCGCGCCCGGUCUGGAUCUGGUGGAUCACGACGACCUGCUAGAUCCCUUCGAAGAAGAUCUAUUGUGUGAAUUGGGACCGCGGGGCCCGGGCGGCAUACAAUUACCAGGCCGGAAGACCGUGCGGUUUCUGGCGCCCGAAGAUCGCACCAAAGGUGAAAAACUGGUAGCUUCGUACGGCGCCCUUCCCGCCGCUGCGUAUCUUGAAAGGUAUGGAUUUCUGCCUAGGACCGGUGCGGCGAGACGCUUCGCGGCGACGGCGGAGCUGAGAUUUGAGUUACGCGAGGAGGACCGCUUUAUCGAUGAUAAGCUCAACUUGUUAUAUUUGAACGGCGCCAUCGACGGCGAGGAAGUGGACGAUGGUUUUGUGGAGGCCUGUUUAGGUGGCGAGCCGGACCCGGAGGUGCUGCGGUUUUUACGGCUGUCGCUCCUCGAGGGCCCGGACGCCUUUUUGUUGGAGCCCAUCUUCGCGAACGAGGUCUGGAACCACCUGGGCGCGCCUAUUUCUCGCGAUAAUGAGGCUGCCGUAAUAAAAGCGGUGGCGGACGAGGCUGAAGCUGCGCGACAGGGCAUGCUCGUCGCAACGAUUGGUAUUUAUGAGCAGCUGCGAUCGGCGGAGCUCGACGCCCUCGAGGCGACGCAACGGUGGGCCGACGCCGAGGUCCUGACGCUGCCCGCCAAGGAGUACUACCAGGAAAGGCGCCUCAAGUCCCUCGGGUUGGACACGGAGUGGGACGAGGACGAGGGGAACCAGUGGACCGGCUCGAGGGGCGCGGCGUGGUAA
Molecule: messenger RNA, 1500 nt
Organism: Pelagomonas calceolata
Lineage: Eukaryota; Pelagophyceae; Pelagomonadales; Pelagomonadaceae
Source: the annotation of a GenBank genome assembly